AUGGGUAUACUGGAGAGAAUUUCAGAUAUUGAGGCUGAAAUGGCCAGAACUCAAAAGAACAAGAAAACAGAGUAUCAUUUAGGACGUUUGAAGGCUCAACUGGCGAAGUUAAAAACGGAAUUAAUAGAGGCAGGAAGUGGUGGUAAAGGCAAAGGAGAGGGGUUUGAUGUUGCUAAGCAAGGCGAUGCUAGAGUAAUAUUAAUAGGGUUUCCAUCUGUAGGUAAAUCUACAUUGAUGCAUGAAUUAACUGGGACGGAAACGGCAGUUGCAGCAUACGAAUUUACAACUUUAACCUGCGUUCCAGGUAUAAUGAAGUACAAUGAAGCUAAGAUUCAACUUUUGGAUUUACCUGGGAUUAUUGAAGGAGCUGCUACUGGAAGAGGUAGGGGACGCCAAGUAAUAGCCGUUGCUCAUUCGGCUGAUUUGGUAUUGAUGGUAAUAGACUCAACAAAGGAUGAUUCUCAAAGAAGAAAGCUAGAGUAUGAGCUGGAGGCCAUUGGAAUUAGGCUAAAUAAGAAACCACCACAAAUUGUUGUUAAACCAAAGAAAAUCGGAGGAGUAACCUUCAACUCAACAGUGCCUUUGACUCACUUAGAUAAUAAAAUGGUAGUUAGCAUAUUGAAUGAGUAUAAAAUCUAUAAUGCAGAUGUCUUAAUAAAAGAAGAUUGUACAGUUGAUGAGUUUAUUGAUUGUAUUGAAGGUAAUCGACGAUAUGUUCCUUGUUUAUAUGUUCAUAACAAAAUUGACAAUUUAAAGUUAAGUGAGAUUGAUGAGUUAGCACGCCAGCCAAAUAGUGUUGUGAUUUCAUCUCAACAAAGAUGGAACCUGGAUACACUGGUAGAGCAAAUUUGGAACAAACUAGGAUUGGUUAGACUAUAUACUAAGAAAAAGGGUGAACUCCCAGAUUUUUCAGACCCACUAAUUCUGACUCCUCAACGAGGUCUAAUAAAUGUAGAAACUGCAGUAAAAUUAAUUCACAAAGACUUAAUUAAUGAAUUCAAACAUGCUUUAGUCUGGGGAACUAGUGUUAAGCACAAUCCACAAUGUGUCGGAUUGUCUCAUAAGCUUCAAGAUGAGGACGUAAUCCAACUAGUAAAAACAAGAUAA
Molecule: messenger RNA, 1107 nt
Organism: Cryptosporidium ubiquitum
Lineage: Eukaryota; Apicomplexa; Conoidasida; Eucoccidiorida; Cryptosporidiidae
Product: RNA binding domain-containing protein
Exons: 1
Coding region: 1-1107 (368 amino acids)
Biological process (GO): cytoplasmic translation
Cellular component (GO): cytoplasm
Molecular function (GO): GTP binding; GTPase activity
Source: RefSeq, a predicted model, not a curated record